This is a messenger RNA of Coprinopsis cinerea okayama7#130, 1635 nucleotides long. Its product is annotated as CDP-diacylglycerol-glycerol-3-phosphate 3-phosphatidyltransferase. Lineage: Eukaryota; Fungi; Basidiomycota; Agaricomycetes; Agaricales; Psathyrellaceae. Gene Ontology annotation, cellular component: mitochondrion. The transcript is spliced from 6 exons. The record is from RefSeq and is a predicted model, not a curated record. The coding region runs from base 1 to 1635 and encodes 544 amino acids. Gene Ontology annotation, molecular function: CDP-diacylglycerol-glycerol-3-phosphate 3-phosphatidyltransferase activity. Gene Ontology annotation, biological process: cardiolipin biosynthetic process.
AUGCUGGCUGCCCGCGGUUGUCGGUUUUCACAGCAGUUCCUCUCCAAAACGACCAGGAAUACCUGUGUUUUACGAUGUAUACAAGGCUAUUACUCAAGGAGCUUGUCGACGACCAGCUAUGAUCCCGUUAUUCGCGAAUUUGCAAGGGAAUUAUGCAAGAAACAGCCUAGUUUCGUAGUCAACCCUCGGAAUAUCGCGGUGCUCGGUGAGCCGAAGCAGUUCUUGGACAAAUUACUGGGCAUGAUUGGCCGUGCAAAGGAGAGAAUUUUUAUAUCUUCACUUUAUAUUGGUUCCAAGGAGACGAAGCUGAUGUCCGCAUUACAAGAUGCGCUGCGUCGAGAACCACAACUUCAAGUCUUCCUCCAAUUGGAUCUCAACCGUUCUACUCGGCCAGGAGAGUCCUCGACGGCCAGGAUCCUUCUCCCUCUCAUCCGUGAAUUCCCAGAGCGGAUUCACGUGUCUCUAUUCCGAAGCCCGCAUCUGAAAGGGAUUAUGGCGAAACUGGUACCUCCAAGGUUCAAUGAAGGAUGGGGAACAUGGCAUGCGAAGGUUUAUGGAGUGGACAAUGAGGUCAUGAUUAGUGGAGCCAACCUAAACAAUUCCUACUUUACCAACCGCCAGGACCGCUACCUACACUUCCAGGACCAACCGACUUUCGCUCAGUACUGUUUCGACUUCCUCAAGCUCGCGUCAACCUUUUCUUUCCGCCUUCUCCCUUCACAGGAAGGCAGCCAGACCCAAUCCUCAAAACACACGUAUCACAAAGAAGGGUAUACUGUCUCGUGGCCAGAUCCCGUCUCCCAUCCUCACCAAAUACAAGCCCAAGUUCGGAAUGCCCUAUCUGCUUUCCAAGAAACCCACCUUGCUCGGACGAACACUCAGGUCCUGCAAACUUCCGAAGAGAAUCAGAGCGUCGUCAUCUAUCCCAUUAUUCAAGCUGGCCAAUUCGGAAUUCAUGAGGAAGAGACGGUCUUCGAGUUGCUCUUUAAGCACCUCCGUUCCAUGGCGCCUAAGCGACCACUUCUUGACUUGACAAGCGGCUAUUUCAGCUUGUACAAACCGUAUCAAACCUUGAUUCUCUCGACGUCCAACGUGGACUGUAGGAUCAUUGCUGCAAGUCCCCAAGCGAAUGGGUUCUACGGGUCGGCAGGAAUAUCAGGCCUCAUUCCCGAAGGUUACACCCUCUAUGAACAACGGUUCAUGAAAGCUGUACAAAGCGCGAAACGGCUUUGGACUGAGAGUCCUGCUGAUGGACAGGGACACGGGGUCUCGCUCGUUGAAUGGGCCAAGCCUGGAUGGACGUAUCACGCCAAAGGGAUCUGGCUCUCUCCGGACGCCUCUUCGCAUCCGAUCCUGACAUUAUUUGGAUCUACGAAUCUCAACGCCCGCUCGGCUCACCUCGACACGGAACUGUCCUUCCUCAUGAUCAUACCAUCGGGGUCGACCCCACCACCACCAUCAACUUCUGGCCCUGACAUGGGAGAAUCGCCAGAUUCGCCUGUCUCGGAGCUGAGAGCCCGUCUGGCACAGGAAAUAUCUCAUAUCAGGGAAAGUGCUGUUCCAUGGCAGGGAGCGCAGCGAAAGGUUCGAAGCAUCACUCGACUUCUCGUGCGCAUCCUCAAGGGCAUGCUAUAA